Molecule: messenger RNA, 1696 nt
Organism: Thalassophryne amazonica
Lineage: Eukaryota; Metazoa; Chordata; Actinopteri; Batrachoidiformes; Batrachoididae
Gene: lrtm1
Product: leucine-rich repeat and transmembrane domain-containing protein 1
Exons: 4
Coding region: 231-1364 (377 amino acids)
Cellular component (GO): plasma membrane
Molecular function (GO): protein binding
Source: RefSeq, a predicted model, not a curated record
CCGUGCGCCUUGAGCUUUGGGUCCUGAGGGCAUAGCAGGCUUAUGGCACUGACUUUGGCCUGUCCCAUACCCUCUUACUGGCCACUUUAACUUCCACAAAUGUAAGCCAGGGGAGGUAGCUGAAAUCUUACUGACGCUCAAUGGACCACCACCUGAUGACGCUCACCAGAAUCCAAAAAAGGGAUCUAAAGGAACACCAAAUGCAUGCUGCCUGAGGACGACCAGAAGAUAUGAAAGUGGUACUGGUGCUUGCCUUCCUCUCCCCACUCCUCUCUGCAUCCCACACCUGUCCAAAGGAGUGCAUUUGCAACACUGUCACCAAAGUGGUGGACUGCCAAGGACAAGGGCUUUAUGACAUCCCCCGACGACUGCAUCCUGACACCCAAGAACUGUAUCUUCAAGAUAACCGCAUCAGAGGGUUGGGAUCGAUGGCUUUUCGUGAAAUUCCUUUUGUCCGCAUUCUUCAUCUGGCCAAUAACUCGAUAGCAUCUGUGUCCCCAACUGCUCUGUUGGGCCUCAGAACUCUACAGCACCUCAAUCUUGCCUACAACAGCCUGAGAGAGCUUGACAAGCGGUUGCUUGGACCGAUCCGCUCACUUUCACAUCUUGACCUCUCACAUAACAGCCUAUGGGGGCUGCCAGGAGCCAUGGGGGACAGUAUGAGGAACCUAAGCCACCUGGCACUUGCACACAACAGGUUAACACGAUUGGACCGCUCUUUACUGGACAGCCUGGUGCACCUGGACAGCCUCACACUAAGUGGAAACCCCUGGAAAUGUGAUUGCCAGCUCAUUGGGCUCAAACUCUGGCUGGAGACCUACCUCUUCAAAGGUGGAGUGGUGGAUGAGGUGGUGUGCUCCCAGCCAGAAGAAAUGAGGGGCAGAGAUCUCCAGAAUGUCCCUUAUCAGCUCUUUCAUGCCUGCAUGACCACAAGCUACCAUUACCUGUUUGCCAACAUACAACAUCUGGAGUCAGAGAGGCUACUCCGAGGACACACCCAUGGCAACCAUGCUCAUCCUUCCAGCAACACCCUCCACAUCCCAAUGGCAAUGGGCGAGGGUUUUGGUUUUGGUGGUGGAGGAGGAGGCAUAGGAAGAGGUGGAGGGACUAUGCCAGAGUGCGAAAGCAAACAGAAGCAAAGGCCUGUUAAUCUGCGACACGCCAUUGCCACGGUGAUCAUCACCGGUGUGGUAUGUGGGAUCGUAUGUCUGAUGAUGCUUGCUGCGGCCGUGUAUGGUUGUGCGUACGCUGCUAUCAUGGCCAAAUAUCAGCGGGAGCUGAAGAAGAAUGAGGAGCUGGCAGCAGCGCAGGGGCCGGAUCAUGCUGCAGAUGAAAAAGAACCACUGGAGAAUGCUAUUGCCUAGGAGACGAUAACAUGAACCCUGAAAUUAAAACUUGAGCCACAAUCUAUCAUCCUAAUUAUUUUGACAUGUGCGUUCAUUUAUGUAUACUUGUGAGGGUGAAGGAGCAAGACUGAGACUGCAUUUGUGAUCAUAUCAUUUGAGAUUUGGGAAGCUGAAUUCCUCUCGUAUUUCUCUAUGCACUAAAGAGAGUACGCAGGUGCAAGGGGUUGGCCAAAGACUUCAAAUGUAUCGAUUCCAUUUUACCUGGGAAAUCAAUAACAUUACAUAUAUAUAGAAAGUGUGUUUAUAAAGUAUACUUGUAGUUAUAAUAGUAAACCUAUUGUGUUAAAAAA